AUGAAAAACGAUGAAACAUACCAACAGUACUUCUUGGACAUGAAAGAAAUCGCUUUACAUGGAAAAGUUGAAGACGCAGCCCUAAUGGAAUAUGUUAUAGAUGGAAUCAAAGACCUGGAAACAAAUAAAGUUAUACUCUAUGGCGCUACUGAUAUUAAUGAAUUUAGAAAGAAGUUAGACACCUAUAGUGAGUUCAGAAAGAAGAUGCAAAAAAAACCAACUCUAUCAACAUCACAGCAAGGAAAUCGAAAAGCACCUAGCCAAGAAACACCAAAGAAAAGAUGCUAUAAUUGCGGUGACACGGAACAUCAAUCUUCCACGUGCACCAAAGGAAUCAAGUGCUUUAAAUGUAACGGAUUUGGGCACAAAGGACCUGAAUGUCCAAAUAAGUCUAAAAAGGCGUUACACAUCCUGAAAGAAGAGAAGGAAGAAGUACCAUUCAAGAAAGUAAAGAUAGAAGGAAGCGAAGUACGAACACUGAUUGAUACCGGAAGUGACGCUAACCUGAUGACUAGAAUUGAAUUUGAGAAGAUGAAAGACGACGUAAAGAUGUAUAAAGACUCUAAGAUUCGUUUGACUGGCAUAGUUAGGAAAGAAAUUUUUACAAAUGGAUCUAGAAUGAAACAUGCUGACGCGUUAAGCCGCUACCCCACAUGUUUUGUACUCCCACAUAAAUUGGGUGUGAUUUGUAUGUUUUUUUGUUCGUGCGCACGUCAUGGAUGGGACGAUGUCAGUUUUCACGGUUCGGAUCAAAUUUUAACUCCAAAUAUCGACUUGUUGGCGUAUUCAGGAGUGGCACUGGGGAGGUACUACAGCCACGCGAUAUGUACUCCUUCGCGAUCAGCACUCCUUACUGGAAAAUAUGCAUAUAAGAUAGGAAUGCAAGGCUAUCCUCCCUUGACGAUGAGUGAUGAUAGAGGGAUCCCAACGAAUUUGAAGCUUUUGCCACAGUAUUUCAAAGAUAUUGGUUAUUCAACUCAGUUGAUUGGCAAGUGGCAUGUCGGUUCCUCUCGCGAAGAAUACUUACCAACUAGAAGAGGUUUUGAUAGUCAUUUCGGUCAUAGAGGUGGUUACAUGGAUUAUUAUGAGUACACGUAUGAAGAAUUGUGGUCUGUGGGCCAUGUUUCUGGUAUGACGUUAUUCAGAAAUUUAACACCUGCUUGGGACGUAGAAGGAUACAUCACUGAUGUGUACACAGAUCAUGCCGUAUCUGUUAUCAAGAACCAUGACACAUCGACUCCACUGUUUCUAAUGGUUGCUCAUAAUGCGCCUCACUCAGCCAAUGACGGUGCCCUAUUGCAGGCACCACCAGAAAUUGUUAGACAGAUGAGACAUGUGGAGUCACCUGAGAGGAGAAUAUUUGCUGCAAUGAUGAAGAAACUUGAUGAUGGCGUUGGUAAUAUUGUCAAAGCUUUACACGAAAAAGGAAUUAUAGAAAAUACAAUAGUAACAUUCAUUUCUGACAAUGGAGGCAUGUCGUAUGGACAGUUUAAUAACUUUGCCUCGAAUCAUCCAUUCAGAGGAAUUAAAUUAACACCUUAUGAAGGUGGCAUAAGAGUAACUGGGUUACUGUGGAGUACAAAAUUGAAUAAUACGAAUCAUUAUUGGGAUGGAUACAUGCACGUCACGGAUUGGUUGCCUACAUUGUUGAGUGCUGCGGGUGUAGAACCGCCUCCAGAUAUUGAUGGCAUCGACCAUUGGAAGAGCAUUAACUCUAAUUUGCCUUCAAAGCGGCAAACAAUAUUUGAAAUCGAUGAUACCUCAGGGUAUGCUUCAGAAAUCCAUGGAGAUUAUAAAUUAGUAAUGGGUGACGUCGACAAGAAUUAUGGUAUUCAUCAAGGCCACAAUCUUACUGGGAUUAUUGGUAAACCGCCGUCUUAUGUUGACGCCAUUUUGGACAGCACAGUGUACGGUGUCCUUGACUCAAUUGGAUUGACCUUCGAUACAGUCAAUUUGAGUUUGAGGAACAAUACGACAGUCAAGUGUGAUUUAUCUUCACCAACGUUAUGCCAUCCUAGUAACAGAACGUCAUGCCUUUUUAAUAUAAGAGAGGAUCCGUGUGAAACGACGGAUUUGUCAGCGACUUAUCCUGACUUAGUGUCGAGAAUGCAAGUUGAGUUGGAAGAGGAGGUGGGAAAAACAAUGUUUAGAAUAGGACCAGUUUUUAGAGACCCGUUAGCUGCUCCCAGUCGCUUCAAUUACACAUGGGACGUUUGGAUCAAGUGAGGUGGCUAAAUCUAUAUUAGAUGCAUAUUAAUCGUUUAGUACCUCCGGUGUUACUCUGAAAACCAGUGUAGUUAAUUUUAUGAAGCAUUUGAGGCUCAUCCAGCGGUCGAUUGAUUAUGAAGAGCUUGUCUUUAACAUAAGUAUCAAGUAAAUGUGCUUUAAAAGGGACACUUUUUCGCCGUUAAAAGAAAACAUAGUAAUGUAAUGAAUAAUUCUCAUAGUUCAGCUUUGUAGUGAGUUCCAGGGAGGAGAUUGUUAAAAUAUUUACACUCGGAUAUCACAGGCGAGGUCUUGCUUGAGUUUUGUCCUUACAUUUUUCAUUUUCGCUUAUUACGUAAGCAUGUGUGUAUUGAGUCUGUGAUCUCGUAUAUACUAGUAUGUUGCGAUUAAUAUUAAUAUUUAAUGGAAAGAAAUAUUUGUGUAAUUUAUUUUACCAAUUUUUAGUAUAGCUUUUCUUUCGCUUAUGAUUUUUUUAGCUCAGAAAAUUUUAUUACCUGUAAAACGUAAUUAAAAGCACGCUUUUAGUUUAAAAGGAUUUUAAAAUGGUAUUCAUUUGUUAAUACUCGAAUAUUAAAAAAAUACUGUUGUACAUUUACAUCGUACGAACAUAGUUUUUAUAAAAAUUGCUACAAUAUUUUUGCUGUAAUUAAGUUAUUGUUAAAUCUAUAAAGCUAUUACGGCCGUGUGAAAAUGUUUUUCCACUGUAUGUUUUAUGUAAAAAAAUAUAUUUAUAAAACGUUUUUCAUUUAGAUAUUCAUUAAUGUCCGUGAAUAUGAACGCGUAGACAAUAUAAUGUAAGUUGCUUCUCGAUG
Messenger RNA from Spodoptera exigua (beet armyworm), 3038 nucleotides. The record is from the annotation of a GenBank genome assembly. NCBI's taxonomy places the organism in Eukaryota, Metazoa, Arthropoda, Insecta, Lepidoptera, Noctuidae.